Zalophus californianus (California sea lion) is the source of this 557-nucleotide messenger RNA. RefSeq names its product defensin beta 119 (gene DEFB119). Gene Ontology annotation, cellular component: extracellular region. NCBI's taxonomy places the organism in Eukaryota, Metazoa, Chordata, Mammalia, Carnivora, Otariidae. Gene Ontology annotation, molecular function: lipopolysaccharide binding. Gene Ontology annotation, biological process: antifungal innate immune response; defense response to Gram-positive bacterium; defense response to Gram-negative bacterium. The transcript has 3 exons. The coding region runs from base 232 to 507 and encodes 91 amino acids. The record is from RefSeq and is a predicted model, not a curated record.
CAGGAACUGGGACAGGCCUCUUGGGUCAUCAGACAAAGCUGCCUGGGCAGGAUGGCAAAGCGCCAAGCUAGGGGCAAUCUUGCUCCCUGCCGAAUCAGGAAGCUGCUUGACUGGAUUUGUCCAAUUCACUGCCCACAACCCUGCCAAUAAAAGCGAGGCUCAUCCCCACUGCAGAGAACUCUUUCCAUCCCCUGCAACACGGCCAUCUCCUUCUCUUGUGACCUGCCAGCCAUGAAGUUUCUUUUCCUGUUUCUUGUCAUCCUUCUGGCCAUGGAUCCAGUGCUCUCAGCAGAGUGUUGGAUGGAUGGAAAAUGCCGGUUGGUGUGCAAAAACGAUGAAGACAGUGUCAUACGCUGCGCAAAUCGUAAACGGUGCUGUGUCCCUAGUCGUUACUUAACAGUCCAGCCAAUGACAGUUGAAAGAAUGGAACCCUGGACCGUUCCUCACACGCCCAAACCAGUAAAACAAAAGACCAGAUCCAGACCUGGCAGUAGACAUUAUGGAUAGAAAUGGCUUUGUUUCAGGUUCCUUAGCUCCCACAUUCCAUUAAAACUCAC